CGCGUGGCCUGCAGUUCGGUGCAGAACACGCGUACGAGAACGUACAAACGUUGAAUGCGCGGCCACCGACCCGACGCCAACGGGCGCGUAAACACGCAUGCUUUUCUCGCGUUCGCGAUGCACCCGGUUUUUGGUCGUUUAUCGUGUGCCUGGUGGUUGUUGUGGAUAAACAAUGCAGAACAUUAUAAAUGCAAAUCCAAUAAGUGAUGUGAUAAGAACUAUCCGUAUCAUAUCUACAAAUAGCCGUGGCGUCGAUAUGAUUCAACAGUCAACAUUUUGGUACACACCAUUGCAACUUCACUUCAAUUGAUGAUAAGCGUGGAAAAUGGGAAACAGUCAAACCGCCGGAGUCCGGAAGUCUAGAAGUUUACCAACUUCGCCGGAAGUCAGACGAGCAAAAUCGUCCGCCAUCCCCCACAAGACAGGAGCUGGUGGUACUGCGAGCAGUAUCCCCCUGCCCGGCUCUGCAAUCCCUGCUCGUAGAUGCCCUCCGGACAAAGUGCGGCCGGUAGCUGGAUCCAGCCGGAGUUCCAGUCCGGCCCUGUCUAUGAUUCCACGGGGACCAACGCAGCAAGUGGGUAGCCCCUAUCAGACUGAAAAAGCAACGAGCAACGGCCAGAUCCAGAAGAACUCGAUGUUGGACAAGUUGAAACUCUUCAAGAACACCGAAAAGCCCGUUCAAACCAACGGUAAACGCACUAGCAGUUCCAGCGGAGUCUCAUCAGCAAGAAGCGAACGAAGCGACUCCAGCAUUAGCUUAGAGCCCAACGUGGACCUCAAACCUAUCAGAAACACCUCGAGGCUGAAGCAAACCAGACCGGGAAAGCCCGCACAAACCAAGAACAGUCCAAACGCCACCAAGAAAGAGGUGCUCACCAGCAAGUGCAACAAGACGGCUGUCGAGGUGGAGAAGCACGCCCAUAAGGUCGCGAAUUUGACAACGACAAAACUCGUUGAGCCCAAAGUGAAAGUGACAGUGAAUAAAGAACCAUCGCCUGUGAUGAAGUCGCACAUACCCCCGCCAACAGCGGCUGGUACGGGGAUUCCCAAGCCUACGGCUGCGAUCAAAGGGACUUCGAAGAUCGCCAGGGAUAUAAGCACAAGCUCGUUCAAGCCGCCACCCAGCACCGGGAUAUCCAGAGAAAGCUCACAGGUAUCUCUGAAACAACACAAACCUGCGAUCGCCAUGGUCUCGCCAAUCAAGAAUGAGAGCAACAUGUCAGAAAGCACAAACAGCUCAAGCACGACGGGCCCUUCAAGUGACAGCUCAAUGAUCUGCAAAGCAUCCAGUGAGAGCAGUUCCGAGCAUCAAAGCUCAUCGCCCAGCAAAAAGCUGUGGGAGGUAUGCGAAGAAGCUCAACAAACACCUCAAAGCCAGAAAGGUGCGGAAAAAGAUGAUCAACACUGUGAUAAAGGGAAGGAAGAGAACAUAUCAAAGGAGAGUGAAAGUAAAGAGGAUAGUCUGGGACAUAUCAAAGAGGAAGAGCGGGAAGACUCGCCAGGUAUUUCCAUAGAACCAAUGCGGCCUUUACUGAGAGGAUACUGCAGUACACUGACGUUACCAUCUAGACAGAGGCAUUAUCAUCACAAAGUGCCUCCAGAUAGCGUUAGCGACUAUUGCGACAUAUCCAUAGCAAACGGCUAUCUUUCGGAUGGCGAAAUUUUGAGGAAUACGGCAAUGAUGGACAUUGGUGACGGGUAUUUGUCAGAAGGAGGAUCGGUGUUGUAUGCCAGGAGGUUGCAGACGAUGCCUGCUCAUCUAUCAAAUGGGAAGGGAUGGAAAGAGAGAGCAGGUUCAUUUACAAUGUUGCCAACGACAGCCGAUUGUUUUUGAGGUUUUCUCGUUAAAU
Messenger RNA from Acanthoscelides obtectus, 1850 nucleotides. The record is from the annotation of a GenBank genome assembly. NCBI's taxonomy places the organism in Eukaryota, Metazoa, Arthropoda, Insecta, Coleoptera, Chrysomelidae.